This is a messenger RNA of Moneuplotes crassus, 1138 nucleotides long. Lineage: Eukaryota; Ciliophora; Spirotrichea; Euplotida; Euplotidae. The record is from the annotation of a GenBank genome assembly.
UUUUCCUGUAAAAAUCAAAUAAAUAAUUUAAAAUAUUAAUGCCAGUUGCCCAAAACCAUACCCAUAUCUUCAAAGAGUUAUUUGCCGAGAUGUUGGCUAAUAAUGGAAGGUUCAAUAUGCUUUCUCCAGCUAAGAGAAAGCCAUUUACAGCUUAUGUGUAUACAUCAGUUCCCAAAUUCUUUGUUUCUGAUGGAAAUCAUUUCGUGACCACUUAUUUUACCAAAUCCUGUAUCGCGGAUUUUAAUAAAAAGUACCCAAAGAUAGGUUUGACUGAUUUGCAUGGUAAAUUCAUUACUAUUACCUCAUGGUCGCUGAACUUGAUCGAUGUUGAUUCAGAGAACAAUCCCUUGUCUUACUUGAAUAUGGAAAUCCAGCUCGUUAUUGAUGAACUCAAGCCUAACUUCUCAUCAAAGAUGACUUGUAACAGUUUCCUCGUCAACAUUUACAAAGACAACGAUGUGAAGCUUGACUUCGCAAUCUACAGACACUUCAGGAGCAAGGAAACAGCCACCAACACUUUCGACCAGGAGCUACCUGAGUACGAAGACUUGGAGGAGUCGAAGAGGACCACCAACAGACACAACAAGUGGAGGCUGGAGCAGGAGGAGUUGUCGCCUCAGGUCGACGAUCUGUAUGACUACGACGAACUUGUUAAGAAGGAAAUUCCUGAGCUCUCCACUAUCCAGAAGGAGGAAGUCAUAGAAUAUAUGAAGAAUGAAUAUUCUUCUCAAUAUGCUGGCUCAAAAGCUAAACUUGAGAAUAAAAAUAAAAUGAGAGAAGAGCCUCCUCUCAGAUUACAAACUCCUGAUGAUAUUAAGAAAGCUAUUGAGAAUAUUAUUAAGUUCCAAAAGAAGCCUGAGGUAAAGGACAUUAAGAACUCUAAGUUCAAGCCAAUGCAGGCUCCUCCCCCUGUAACUAAGAAGGCGGAAGUGAAGGCUGCUAGAAAGAAGCCUAUGACUAUUACUAAAUUCCAGGAAUAUAUAGGAUGGUAUGAGAAGCAGUCUAACUCAGGGAAGUUCUCCUCCAUGUCGAAGGGAAGUCUCAAGAAGCCUACACCUGCUCUUGGAAGGAGAUAGAUGGCGCCUAUUUUGCUAAAUUAAGAAUAUUAUCCUUAUCCCCGGUCUCUCUUUAGCUUUUU